Messenger RNA from Cucurbita moschata (crookneck pumpkin), 2349 nucleotides. Its product is annotated as pentatricopeptide repeat-containing protein At5g46580, chloroplastic-like. The coding region runs from base 117 to 2255 and encodes 712 amino acids. Gene Ontology annotation, molecular function: protein binding. The transcript has a single exon. Lineage: Eukaryota; Viridiplantae; Streptophyta; Magnoliopsida; Cucurbitales; Cucurbitaceae. The record is from RefSeq and is a predicted model, not a curated record.
ACAAUUUCUCCAGCUUUCCUACCACUGCCAACGGCGCUCCUCUCUCCAUCCUUUCAUAAUAUUUGUAUUCACAAUGAGAUAAGGCAACUGCUCUGACCCAUCUUCCUCCAAACCUCAUGCCCUCUCCCAUGGCGCCUCCUCUUUCUUCCCCUCUCGAUGUCAAACCAACUCACAUGUUCUUCAUUUCCCCACUGCGCCCCAACAAUUUCACCAAACCCUUAACAGUCCUCUGUACCUCCUCCAAAUCCCCUCCAAAACCUUCUCAAAUUUCCUCAGAAUCAAAUGACAGAAAAACCCCAUCUCUAUCCGAGCAGCUCAAGAAUCUCUCCACGACCACGCUUCCCAAUGCACCCAAAGACGAAUCCCCUCUCCUGUCGAAGCCUAAAUCCACCUGGGUGAACCCCACCAAGCCCAAGCGCUCGGUUCUAGCUCUCCAAAGGCAGAAACGCUCUUCUUACUCAUAUAACCCCAAACGCCGAGACCUUAAAACCUUUGCCCACAAGCUCAACGCCUGUGAAUCCUCUGAAAGUGCUUUCAUCGCGGCUCUUGAGGAAAUCCCACAUCCACCCACUAAAGAAAAUGCCCUUCUGAUUCUCAAUAGCUUGAAGCCAUGGCAGAAAACUCAUCUGUUCUUCAAUUGGAUCAAGACCCAGAAUCUGUUUCCUAUGGAGACUAUCUUCUACAAUGUGGCUAUGAAGUCUUUGAGGUAUGGUAGGCAGUUUCAGCUUAUUGAAGAUCUUGCAAAUGAGAUGAUUAGUAGUGGGAUUGAGCUUGAUAACAUUACUUAUUCUACCAUAAUCACUUCUGCUAAAAAGUGUAGUAGAUUUGAUAAGGCUAUGGAGUGGUUUGAGAGAAUGUAUAAAACUGGUUUGAUGCCUGAUGAGGUGACUUACUCUGCUAUUUUAGAUGUUUAUGCUCAUUUAGGCAAAGUUGAGGAGGUUCUUAGUUUGUAUGAAAGAGGGAGGGCUAGUGGUUGGAAGCCUGACACUGUCACAUUCUCUUUGUUGGCGAAGAUGUUUGGGGAAGCAGGGAAUUAUGAUGGGAUUAUGUAUGUUCUUCAAGAAAUGAAGUCUCUAGAGGUGCAGCCUAAUCUUGUGGUGUAUAACACUCUGUUGGAAGCAAUGGGGAAGGCUGGGAAGCCUGGUUUUGCAAGGAGCCUGUUCAACGAAAUGAUUGAAUCGGGGAUAACGCCGAAUGCGAAGACGUUGACUGCAUUGGUUAAGAUUUAUGGGAAGGCGAGGUGGGCUCGAGAUGCUUUAGACUUAUGGGAGCGGAUGAGGUCGAACGGGUGGCCAAUGGACUUCAUUUUGUAUAAUACAUUGUUGAGUAUGUGUGCUGACCUUGGUUUGGCGGAGGAAGCUGAGAAGCUCUUUGAAGAGAUGAAGAGGUCGGAGCAAUGUCGACCAGAUAGCUGGAGUUACACGGCGAUGUUGAAUAUAUAUGGUAGCGGAGGUAACGUCGAAAGAGCCAUGGAGUUGUUCGAAGAAAUGCUGGAGUUGGGUGUUGAGGUUAAUGUGAUGGGCUGCACUUGUUUGAUUCAGUGCUUGGGGAAAGCUGGGAGAAUUGAUGAUCUUGCAAGAGUGUUCGAUGUUUUGGUACAAAAAGGGAUCAAGCCAGAUGACAGACUUUGUGGCUGUUUGCUGUCUGUUGUGUCUUUGUGUGACAAUAGUGAAGACAUUAACAAGGUAUUCGCUUGUCUGCAACAAGCUAACCCAAACUUAGUUGCCUUCAUAAACCUUCUGCAACAAAACGACAUUACCUUUGAAGUUGUCAAAGACGAAUUCAGGAACAUUCUCGGCAACACUGCAACAGAAGCGCGACGACCUUUCUGCAAUUGCCUAAUUGAUAUAUGUCGAAACCAAAAUCUUCAUAAGAGAGCUCAUGAGUUGCUUUACUUAGGAAGUAUGUAUGGAUUGUACCCUGGGUUACACAACAAAACCGAUGCUGAAUGGUGCUUAGAUGUUCGAUCGCUAUCAGUAGGCGCAGCUCAGACUGCACUCGAAGAAUGGAUGAUAACUCUAACGAAGAUCGUUCAACGAGAAGAAGCAUUGCCAGAAUUGUUAUCAGCUCAAACCGGUGUAGGAACUCACAGGUUUUCUCAAGGACUAGCCAAUUCAUUUGCUUCUUAUCUAGAAAAACUUGCUGCUCCAUUUCAAAUGCAAGAAGACCGGGCUGGGUGGUUUGUAGCCACAAGGGAGGAUUUAGUUGCAUGGGUGCGUUCAAGUGAACCAUCUGUGGCUGCCACAACAGCUUAAUCAGCCAUGGGGUUAGUAGCAGGCACCUGUCAGGACUAGAAUGUAUGAGUUAAUUCAAAAAGUAAUGUGUUUUUCAGAAGCAUAUUCGGGUUCA